CGUAAGGGGGAAAGGGAUUCGCUGCGACUCCCAUGUUCACUCUCGGGACUAUCAUCAUCAAAAAGAUCGAGGUUGAAAUUGGAGCGAAAAAGGAGUCUGUUGGUGAAUAGUUAGAAGUCUAUGCUGCAGAGGACCAUCUCAAGAUGGGUUAUGGCAUGAGCAGGCCGGAUAUGGACAUCGACAUGCAUGAUACUGCGCGGGGCGGGGAUGCAGCUCGCUUGAGGAGAGGCCAUGGUGAAACAUUUGAUGUGGACAAUGAUAUCUUUUAUCUGACCCGGUUGAGAUCCGAGCCUAGUGCUCGGGUCCGGCAGGGCAUCGAUGGAAGGCGCACGGCGCCGAUCUCGACGGUCAGGAUGUUGUCAGGAAGAGAGGCUAAUGUUUCUGGAAGGGGGAGGUUCUCCUCCGCCGAUUGCUCUUAUGUUCUUGGCCAGUAUCUGCCUGUCAAUGGCCCGUGGCCUGUAGACAGAAUGGAUAGCCGAGUAUAUGUUUCGCAGUUCUCGGAAGACGGUUCACUCUUUGUGGCUGCAUUCCAGGGAAGUCGUAUAAGAAUCUACAAUGUCGAUAAGGGGUGGAAAGUGGAAAAGGAUAUCCGUGCCAGAAGCUUGAGAUGGACAAUAACUGAUACAUCCCUCUCCCCAGAUCGACGAUAUCUUGUCUAUGCCAGUAUGACGCCUAUUGUUCAUAUUGUUAAUAUGGGAACCGCUGCAACAGAAUCACAUGCUAAUAUUACAGAAAUCCAUGAAGGAUUAGACUUCUCUAUGCAUGAGGAUGUGGAAAGCAUUUUUGGCAUAUUUUCUAUAAAAUUUUCAUCUGAUGGUCGGGAGCUUGUUGCUGGCAGCAGUGACCAUUCGAUAUAUGUUUAUGACCUUGAAGCAAACAAACUAAAAUCACGUUUUCCCGCUCAUUCGUUUGAUGUGAACACAGUGGCGUUUGCUGAUGAAACUGGGAAUGUCAUAUACUCCGGAAGUGAUGAUAACCUUUGCAAGGUCUGGGACAGGCGUUGCUUUGUCACAGAAAGACAAGCUGCUGGAGUUUUGACUGGCCAUUUAGAAGGAAUUACUUUCAUCGAUAGCCAUGGAGAUGGUCGGUAUUUUAUUUCAAAUAGUAAAGAUCAAACUAUCAAGCUGUGGGACAUCCGAAAAAUGUCUUCUGGUACAAAUUGUCCAAAGACAAGAACUUCUGGUUGGGAUUACAGAUACUCACAGUAUCCACCUCAGAAUAAACAUCUAAAACAUCCAAAUGAUAUGUCAGUAGCUGCAUACAGAGGCCAUUCAGUUUUACGUACUCUAAUACGCUGUUAUUUUUCCCCCUCAAAGAGCACUGGCCAAAAGUACAUUUAUACUGGAUCUCAUGACACUUGCGUCUACAUAUAUGACGUGGUGAGUGGAGAUCAUGUUGCACGACUGCAGUGCCAUCAGUUGACUGUAAGAGACUGCAGCUGGCACCCCUACUACCCUUUGCUCGUCAGCUCUUCUUGGGAUGGCCUGAUUACUCGAUGGGAAUUCCCAGGGAAUGAUGCAGUCCAUGCUACCAAUAACAACAUCAGAGGAGGAUCCAUCGAAGACCAAAUGUUCCGUGUCAUGUAUCUCUGAGGAGCAUAAAAUUUCAUAGCUCAGAAUCAACUCUUACCAGGAGGCAAAACCACUUUUAUCACUCGCCAACUAGAAUCUGAAGGCAAAAUCUACCCCUCAAGUCCUAAGAAUGCAACAAGCCCAUGACAAGUAUGGUCUCCCAUAACCACCUUUACCUUUCAUACCAUAUAUAUCAUGAGGCUUAUGCACAUAUUAGCCACAUAACAUAGAAUCAUUACAUGUAAUUUGUCAAGCAAAUUAAAAAUGUAAAAUGGAAGCGUUUGCAUGUUUGGUGCGCUGUCUUGUGUGUUCUUAUGUAAAAACGAGACGCUUGUACUCAUCCAUUCAAAAGAUGCAAUAAUCCAGGUGGGUCAUUCAAG
Messenger RNA from Musa acuminata subsp. malaccensis (wild Malaysian banana), 1951 nucleotides. RefSeq names its product LEC14B protein. Gene Ontology annotation, cellular component: Cul4-RING E3 ubiquitin ligase complex. Gene Ontology annotation, biological process: proteasome-mediated ubiquitin-dependent protein catabolic process. NCBI's taxonomy places the organism in Eukaryota, Viridiplantae, Streptophyta, Magnoliopsida, Zingiberales, Musaceae. The record is from RefSeq and is a predicted model, not a curated record. Gene Ontology annotation, molecular function: protein binding.